UACACGGUUAACACUGGGGACAACGACAAUCAAAAUAAGCUUUAAAAAAAAAGAAAGAAAGACACAUAACUUGGCAGUUUGUAUGGAGUUCCGGUGAACGCUGUUAUAUUACUUGCGUACCAUUUACUUAUUGUAAGGAGCGUUUUGCUUACAUGUUUUGUCUUCAUCGCUACACCCACAGAGAUUGUGGUCUGACCCAGUGACAUAAAUAUAUAGGCGCCGGUUGGUUUGAUUUCCGCAUUUGCAGUUCUCUUGGCGUUUGGAAAAUGGUUGUAGGCGCUGUCCUUUCCUUCGUUUCUCUGCUACUCAUGUUUUCAAAAGGUCUGCCAGCUGUGAUCCAGACACAGGAGAACGUGAUGGCAGCAGUGGGAAAUAAAAUUUCUUUAAACUGUCAGCUCGUGGAAGCUAAAGAUGUCCGUCAAGUCACGUGGCAGAAGAUCUUCCCUGGAGGAGGCACUAAUGUUGCCACCUACAACAAAGUCUUUGGUGAAACAGUGAAUCCUGGCUUCAAAGAUAAAGUAGAGUUUGAAGAUGCUGGACUUCAGAGCAGCUCCAUAGUCAUCAAUAAUGUGACGGAGCAGGAUGAAGGCUGCUAUCUCUGUUUGUUCAACUCCUACCCUGAAGGAGCUCUGACAGGAAGAACAUGUCUCCAAGUUUACGAGCUGCAUCAACCUGUUCUAAAUGUCAGAGGACCAAACUCUUCUGGAGAGGUAGUUGUGUCCUGUUCAGCCACAGGUCGACCUGCUCCCACUGUAACACUGAGAGCUACACAAGCAGACCUCAACUUGACUGACUACGACAGCGUCAGUGUGUCCAACACCAACGGUACAGUCACUGUCACCACUACAGCUGUGCUGUCAGCUCUCCAUGUAAACAGCACACAGGUUGGAUGUAGAGUUGGAGUGCUCUCUUGUCCUCAGAUAGAGGUGAUGGAGACCAUUCCUGGGCUCAAACCCACGUCUACUGAUGGUUUAGUUGAUCAAUCUGGAUUUGAUCACGGAGAUUCCAAACUCACUUGGUUUCAGGUCUGUAGACAGUCUCAGACCAACUGGCAAGAUUUGUGGCUGGAUAAAGGCAGCAGAAAAUCAACGCAGCUCAUUCGCAGUUUAGUAUGGGAACCGAGCUUUUCCUCUUUCAUAAUGAUUGUAGCUCUGGGAGCAUCUCGGUCACCGUGAGGCUGAUUCAUCUCUCUGAGCUAACAUCUGUCAACAGCUGCAGACUGAAUGCAAUGCAGUGAGUUGCUUACCCAGCUGUUCUCAGCCUGUGCUGCCUUGGACUGUGGGAACCUAACAGUUCAAGAGCUGCAUGAACGACCGCUCUCUGGUUCUCGGGUAGCGGCAUCUGAGACCAUCCCUGAGGUCAAACCAGUGUCUGCUUAUGGUGCAGUACAGUGAACUGACACAAGAGAGAGCUACGCGAUCAACAAACCGCUUUACACUAUUUCUGCAUUAGUGGUCAUCAGUGCUUGUGGGUCAUCAAGUUGGCAUGAGAAUAAAAACUGAAUCACAAGCUUCUCCAAAGUAACACCCAAACCUAUACCUAAACCUAUGGGUUAGAGCUAUUUUGAUGUCUUUGUCUUUACGUGAAUGAACUGUAAGUUUAAGCGAGGUGUAAGGCUCGAAAGAAAAGAGAGGCAGCAUUUUAGCUUCUAAUCCUCUUCCUCUCAUAUAACAAACAUGCCAUCCAAAAUUCAAUGCUGGACCAUGAUGUAAAGUGCAGUUUUCUUUUUGUGGUUUUGUGAUGUUUCUGCUGUCUUUAUUGUAGAAGAAAAUAAAGAUGAGCCAUAAAAACUGAA
Mugil cephalus (flathead mullet) is the source of this 1795-nucleotide messenger RNA. Its product is annotated as OX-2 membrane glycoprotein-like. The transcript is spliced from 8 exons. The record is from RefSeq and is a predicted model, not a curated record. Lineage: Eukaryota; Metazoa; Chordata; Actinopteri; Mugiliformes; Mugilidae. Gene Ontology annotation, molecular function: cell-cell adhesion mediator activity. The coding region runs from base 267 to 1175 and encodes 302 amino acids.